Molecule: messenger RNA, 3254 nt
Organism: Astyanax mexicanus (Mexican tetra)
Lineage: Eukaryota; Metazoa; Chordata; Actinopteri; Characiformes; Acestrorhamphidae
Gene: micu2
Product: mitochondrial calcium uptake 2
Exons: 12
Coding region: 35-1294 (419 amino acids)
Biological process (GO): calcium import into the mitochondrion; mitochondrial calcium ion homeostasis
Cellular component (GO): uniplex complex
Molecular function (GO): calcium ion binding
Source: RefSeq, a predicted model, not a curated record
GCCUCAGCGGACAGUGAAACUUCCCGCUGUAGAAAUGGCGGCGUGGGGCAGGUUGUCUCUGAGUUUGAGGAACUUUCUGAGGCGGUCGUGGUCGGUCAGGAAUAUCAGUAUAUACCCCGCUGUGGGCGGGGGGCUCGUGGGCUGUCUGGUAGCGGGUGGUGUUCUCCGGUAUGGGGGAGAGCCGCGCUGGAGCGUGUUCCCCCGGGCUGUGUGCUCUGAGCUGCAGAAGGAUGAAGUGGCUCCAGUCCCUCUGGUCCCCAUGCGGCGUUUGCGUUUUAACCAGUUUGCCUCCGUGAUUUAUGAGGAGGAGCUGUAUAUGACACCCAGAGACUUCCUCUACUCCAUCAUGCUGGAUGAUGUGAAACGUAAAUUUAAAAACAAGCAUCUGACCAAGUCGGAUGUGGAGAAGAUGCUGAACGUGGCUUCUAAAGCAAAGGCUGGAAGCAACCUUUUCAGAGGAAUCGGAGAUGGUGGACUGAUCUCCUACACUGAGUACCUGUUCCUCCUCACCAUUCUCACCAAGCCGCAGACAGGAUUUGACAUCGCUUUCAAAAUGCUUGACAUUGAUGGGAACGAGCAUGUGGACAAAAAGGAGUUUGAGAAGCUGAAGAUGAUCAUCGGACAAAGGAAAGUUUCAAAAGAUGCUGCAGAGAGUGCUGCUGCAGAAGACAGUGAUGAGCCCAGCACCACACUCCAGGCCUUCUUCUUUGGCCGCAAAGGACAGAACAAACUUCAGUACAAAGAGUUCCACAGGUUCAUGGAGGACCUGCAGGCAGAGGUUCAGGAGAUGGAGUUCCUGCAGUUCUCUAAAGGAAUGGACACCAUGAGGAGGGAAGAUUUUGCAGAGUGGCUGCUGUACUACACUAACGAAGAAGACAACGACGUAUAUCUGGAAAACAUGAGGAAAAGAAUACCCACAGGAGAGAGUAUCACCUUUGAGGAGUUUAAAGCUUUCUGUCUCUUUGCCAAUAACCUGGAGGACUUCAUCUUAUCUAUGAAGAUGAUUGCUGAAGCUAACAGGCCAAUCGGAAUGGCUCAGUUUGAGAGAGCUGUGAAAAUCACCACGGGCCAGGAACUCUCCGAGAACGUUCUGGACACAGUAUUCAAAAUCUUCGACCUGGACGGAGACAACUGUCUGAGCCAUAAAGAGUUCAUCGCUGUGAUGAAAGACAGAGUACUGCGGGGUCUGAGGGUUCGAUCCAACCAGGGUGUGUCUGGUUUCUGGAAGUGUGUGAAGAGAGAGACGCUAAAAGGAGCACAGGAGGCUCUCAGCCGCAGUGGCAGCCCCUUCUGAGGGGGCGGGACCAGUGGUACCUUACCCUGCUCUUGUGAAUCUUCCGUUCUGCAGACUUUUAAUCUUUGAUUUGCAGGAAAGUAGAUUUCCUGGACACAGGUUUGGGCAUCUGUGUGUUUUAUAAUAAUAAUAAAAACUAAAAGCGUGUGUUACUGUGACUGCAGCAUGCGCAGACUCACAGAGAGUGAACACCUGUUUAUGUACGAUACAUUUACUUUUGCAGCUUUCUGACUGAAUAUCCACAUGAAAGCACAGAUAUCAUUUCAGUCUAAAAUGUUUACACAGAUCUCAGUUCAUUACUUGCACAGCGGUACACUGAAUAGUUGUUUAGGGAUUGUGGCCUUAUGCUGAUAUCUUGUUUUUUUCCACACUUCAAAAAGUGAAAAUAUCUUAAAUCUGGUCAAUGUAGGUGAAAGUUCUUAUUUUGUAUGAUGUAGGAACAUUAAACUGUAAUUUAGGAUAUUUUUUUAUUUUACCUUUUUGACAUAUUGAUUGUUUGAGCUAACUGAUAUCUAAAAAUAUGUUGAAGCAUUAGAUACAUUGACAAUAUUUAGUAGGAUAUGAAAUCACAUUCAGUUGUACUACUACCUGGACCAGAAUUUUAGAGAAAUAUAUAACUUUUUUUUGUUAAGUAAAUUGAAUAAAAUGCAUAUAUUUCAGCAUUGCCUAAAUACAUAAUUAAAUAUUGAUGUUAAUCCUGAUUUAGGCAGUUAUCUGCUGAUGAUUCAGAUAACUUGGUAAAUCCAUGAAUCUUUUAUAUAAAGAAAAUGUUUGUAUGGUAUCUUGCAUCACUCCUUUUGCUACAGGUUACUAACAGGGGCACUUUACUUGAUAAUUUUUAAAUAUAUUGUUUGGCUGUGAGGCAUUAAUAGUUUGGUAAUAAUUGAGGGUGAUAUGCUUGGCUUGCAUGGAGAGGUCUUGGGUGUGGUUUUGUUUACACGUUCCUUUAUUUAUUUAUAUAUAUAUAUAUAUAUAUAUAUAUAUAUAUAUAUAUAUAUAUAUAUAUAUAUAUAUAUAUAUAUAUAUAUAUUGGGUGAUGCUUUGGUGAUUUACACUCCACUGUGAAGAGUAUUACUAAUGUGAUGCUUUUAGGUGAUAAUUCCUGUGGAUUUUCUGCACAAACUGCUUUUAUACAUAAACUCCUUGUCCUGGAGCUGUUAUUUGAGGCUUGUUUACUUAUAGAUUGUUUACAAAAGACUGUAUGUGUGUAGCCUUGCUGUGAACAUGGUUUUAGACCAUUUGUAUAACAAAGGGAAAAUUAAAUUUUUCCGGAUUUGUGCCGUAUGUAUUUAUUGCAAUUUGGAUUAAUGCAAUGUUAAUAGUCACUUAGAGUGAAUUGGUGUAAAAUACUCCAUUGUAGAAAAAAAACAUACCGGGACCUAGUCAGAAUAGUGUACAAUGGAUCCAGGCAUGAAAUUGGGAAAGCUUUGAGAAGCUUUGGAACCAUGGUAGAGGGUUAUUUGCAGGAUAUUUCGAGGCAAAAUAUUUCCCAAAGAACUAAAUUAUUUACUUAUUACAUAUACAACUCCACAAUGAACUGUUUUAUAUCAAACUCUACUCUAAAUAAUUGUUUAUAUCUGUGCUACUGAAAUUUAAAAAAAAUGGAAAAUGGAAAAUGUGAUUUUUUUUAAACAUUUAUAUUUUUCAGUUGGAGUUUGCUUGAUAGCUUAAGUUGGCUAACAGCAUAACAAGACUAGAAUUGAUGUGCUGCAUCAUACACACAAACACAAAAAUGUGUUUUAUCAAGGGUUCAUUUUGAUGUGAUUUGAAUGUGGUUGUUUUCACAUGCAUUUUUGUAUUUGUUUGUUCUAUAUACAAAUUAUUUUUUAAUUUAAUCUAUUUUACAGGUGUGCUGUUUGGGACUGUCAUUUAAUCUGCUUUUCUUGUUGGUGCUGUUUUUUUCUGUGGGAACCAGAUAAGGAUUUAUUUUGUUCAAUAAAAAUAAAGUUUUCAAACUUAA